AGUCAGUCCUUAUCUCUUUAUCCCUGUGGAUAGUUGAGGGCUAGAGUUCUCCCAGGUGACAACAGAUGAGGCUUAGAAAAUGCUUAAAGACGCAGGGCUGCACACAGGCAGCAUAAGUUUGUUUGACUGAUGCUCACUUUUCAAGCACAGGCCUGAAUUUUCUCUGGGAGGAUGGAAUACUGCUGGAACUUGUUGAAUGUUCUCGCUUUUUGGGAACUGACUCAGAUGCCAUCAAGCUAUUGCCUGGUGCGACAUAAGCUGCCAGUUUUAUGGAUUAUGCCACUCAGCGGAGAUUCUGGGAAGGGCAACAUUACGGCAGAGGUGCUUCCUGCUGUUGAGCUAGCAUUGCAUCAUUUGAGCGAGCAGCCGGCUCCUCUAGGCAACUACGAGCUUCAGUUUCACCUCACAGACUCAGAGUGCGAUAACGGCAAAGCACUCAAAGCAUUUUUUGACACCAUAUUCAAUGGCCCCAAACCUGUCAUGAUCUUUGGAGGUGUGUGUUCGUCAGUGACGUCUAUCCUAGCCCAGUCUCUGGAAAGCUGGAACCUUGUGCAGCUGUCAUUUGCAGUAACAGCACCUUCUCUGGCCAACAAACGAUUUCCAAACUUCUUCCGUACUGUGCCAUCAGACAGUGCAGUUAAUGUGGCGCUGGUGAGGUUUCUCAGGCAGUAUGGAUGGAGUAGAGUUGGUACACUGACUCAGCGUGAGCAGAGGUUCACAGAGGUACAAGGAGACUUAAGCAAACAUCUGGAGGCGGCUAACAUCCAGCUUGCAGAGGCUGAGAGCUUCUCUGAAGCCCCUUGUGACUGUGUGAAAAAACUGAAGGACAAUGAUGUGAGAAUAGUGAUUGCUCAUUUUGAUGUGAGCUUAGCUGCUAGAGUAUUCUGCUGUGUGUAUAAUCUCAGCAUGUACGGCCAAAAGUACCAAUGGAUUCUGCCAGGCUGGACACAAGCCAUCUGGUGGACUGACACUGAACCUAUAAACUGUACAGCUGAAAACAUACUGACUGUCAUUGAAGGAUCUAUCAGUGCAGAUAUUGAGACUCUUAGCACCAGAAACAUCAGAGGGACCUCUGGUAGGACGCCUCAGGAGUACGAGAAGGAGUAUGAUGAAAGACGACAACUGAAGCGUCUGGGUGCAAGCAAGUUUCAUGGCUUUGCUUAUGAUGGUACCUGGGUAAUUGCCAAAGUUUUAACGAGAGUCAUGGAGACUGUGAGGUACAGAGAGAGAUACAGCAUCCAUCGCAACUUUACUGUCACUGAGCAGGAAGUGGGACAAAUGGUUCUGGAGGCCAUGGACAAAAUCAAUUUCUUUGGUGUUACAGGUCACGUUAUGUUCCAAAAAGGUGAAAGAAUGGCCAAUGUGAAGUUUGCUCAAUAUCAAGAUGGAAGAGUUGUUGAUAUUGAAAAAUAUAGUGCCAUUACAGAUGAGCUAGAGUUCAUCAGUCCAAUCAGAUUUCAAAGGGAUAAACCCACAAAGGACAGAACCCAUGUGUACCCUUACAGGAAACGCAUCAGUAUAUUUCUCUAUGGUAUUGUGGCGUUUCUAACUUUUUUGGGAAUUUUUACAUCUUGCAGUUUCCUGGUCUUCAGUGUGAAACACCGCAAUCAUUGGGCCAUUAGCAUGUCAAGACCUUUUAUGAACUCUUUGAUUAUUCUUGGCGCUGUGUUGUCGUAUUGCUCCAUUUUCUUCAUGGGUCUAGAUGGGUCUUAUGUUUCUGACAGAGUAUUUGAAGUUUCCUGUUCUGUACAAAUAUCAUGUCUAUCUAUUGGAUGUACAGCAGCUUUUGGGGCCAUGUUUGCAAAAACAUGGACAAUUCAUUCAUUCUUCAAAAACCACAGCAUGGAAAAAAAGGCCACAAAGGACUAUGGGCCAGUUCUCCUGCUUAUGUUUCUUUUGUUGAUUGACCUGAGUUUAGUCAUUUGUCUGCAAAUUUUGGAUCCUUUGAGGAGAAGAUUGAAGGAGUAUCAUAUAGAGGCUGACCCUCACGGGCAAGAUUUUUUUAUUCAGCCCUUUUCAGAGCGAUGUGAAAACACAUACAUGGGUUUCUGGAUGGCUGCGAUCUAUGUUUAUAAGGGGAUACUCCUGCUGAGUACCUGUUUCCUGGCCUGGACCACACGCCAGACGAACAUCCCUGCCGUAAACGACAGCAGGAGUAUCCGAUUCAGUGUGUUUGUGUCAGUCCCAGUGAUUCUGAUUGGUACAUGUGCAUCCAUGCUGUGGCAGGAUCAGCCAAAUGUGCAGUUCUGCAUUGUGACCCUUGUGAUCAUCACAUGCUGCUGUAGCACUCUGUGCAUGGUGUUUAUUCCAAAGAUUAUUAUAAUAAGGAUGGGUACUGAUCCUGCAUUCUUAUCAAGGAGGUUCCACCUCAUACAGUGGCAUAGCGAAUUAGAAAAGAAGCUUGGACAAGACAAGGACAAGAGGAACAUCAUGGAGGAGAACGACCCAGGAGCAUCUGGCUGUGUGACUGACAUGGCACAGAACAUCUUCUCUAGUCUUGACAAUCUACUGUCAGAAAACCUACACCUCAAACGGCACAUUAUAGAACUGAAUUCUGAGCUGGAGGAUUUGACCAGGCAACUGAAUGAACUGAGCCCACAUGUUAUAGAGAAUGUCAUCGUCAGAAGUUUUGUACACAAAGCAGUCAAGAAGAAAUGCCUGACUCUCCCUGAAAGUUCCCACUGUAACAGGAAUCUGCUGGAGGACAUUAAUUCCCCUGAACACAUUCAGCGCAGGCUUUCUCUGCAGUUACCAAUUCUGCAUCAUGCCUAUCUGCCCUCUAUUGGAGGAGUGGACUCCAGUCCUCUGAGUAGCCCUUUUGAAAGCCCUCAACAAAUGCCGAUGCCCAGGACAUAUGGAGUGCUGGUGACAGGAUUGUGACAGUAGGAGACAAAAUAAGUACCUGGAGACAAAAUAAGCAUAUAUAUUUCAAAAUGACUUAUAUAUAUUUAGUAUAUUUGGUAAAUUGUAAUGAAAUUCACAAUUAUAAUUUAAAUUUAAAAAGUGGUUUAGAAAUUGGCAUCUCCAUGUGGUCCUGUUUGUUACACAAACAUAAUAUUUGUUUCCUUGCAGCUUUUGCUACAAGUGACAGUAAUCAGUUGCAGUUUUUUAACAACUUUGAAGUCAGUAUACAAUACAGAAGCAAAAAAAAAAAAAAAAAAAAAA
Molecule: messenger RNA, 3165 nt
Organism: Labeo rohita (rohu)
Lineage: Eukaryota; Metazoa; Chordata; Actinopteri; Cypriniformes; Cyprinidae
Product: gamma-aminobutyric acid type B receptor subunit 2
Exons: 19
Coding region: 172-2880 (902 amino acids)
Biological process (GO): gamma-aminobutyric acid signaling pathway; G protein-coupled receptor signaling pathway
Cellular component (GO): G protein-coupled receptor heterodimeric complex; membrane
Molecular function (GO): G protein-coupled GABA receptor activity
Source: RefSeq, a predicted model, not a curated record